This is a messenger RNA of Lactuca sativa (garden lettuce), 3967 nucleotides long. Lineage: Eukaryota; Viridiplantae; Streptophyta; Magnoliopsida; Asterales; Asteraceae. The record is from RefSeq and is a predicted model, not a curated record.
UAAGUUAAUAUCGCUAUUACUUAUAAUAAUGUCAUGCCACUAUUAGAAACAUGGGUUUCAAAGACGGAAGUAGCGACGGAAAAUAGUAAUUAGCGACGGAUAUAUGAUCUAUGAGGCAAGUUUUGACGGAUUUUAAAAGCAUAUCGAUUACCUAAAUUGUAGACAUUUUGAUCAACAGAUCUGCUACCGAAUCAGCAACAACAGAACAUAUCCCAUGCUAAGCCCUCGCUAUUAGCGAGGGAACACGACGGAAUUUCUCGUGGCUCGAUCUGUCGUUGCUAAUACUUCCCCUCCCAAUUAAUUAAUUCCCCCCAAAAUAUUUCACGAAAACAUAAACCCUCUCCCUCCCAGAUCGACGCUCUUACUUCUCCCUCCCAAAUCGGAGACCUUCUUCAUCUCAUUCUCUUAACCAAAUUUCAACCGGACUCCUCCACCACCAACUUCGUCGAUUCCGGCCACCUCCACCACCAACGUCGCCGAUUCUGGUCCCUCCACCCGGCACCCACAACGUCGUCGAUUUUAAAUAUCUUCUCCGAUUCUUGGUAUUUAUUGUGGAAAUUCUCUAGGUUGAUUGUUUCAAUUGCUUGGGGUAAUUUCUGAUUCCUAUAUGCAUAUUUUUGUUUUCACACAUACAUAUGUUAUUGUAGGGGCAAUGAUCCUGGAAUGUGGUUCCAAGUCUUGUCUGGAAGGAUGGAAAGUGGAGUGAAUGGUGGUCCAGUUUCCACGCUUCUUCUGAGGUUUAUCUCAAAUUGUUAUAGCACUUGGAUUCAAAAAACAAAACAUUUUUGUUUCUUAGUUGUAAUGGUGAACUCAAUAUUUACCUUCAAAGGCUGAAGGACCAGUAUGAAGUGUCGUGUUCUUAUCAGGAAGUUGGAGAAAGCUCGUGUGUACAUAGAUUUCUAGUACUAGACGCAUUGAUUAGUCCUUUUUGCCAAACAAAAAUAUUAACAGAUACAUUAUCGGAUGGCAGUUGGCUUUUAAGGCAAUUGCUUCUUUAUAGUGAGACAGAGUUAAACACCUGUCAUCUUCAAUCCCUCAAGCUAUUGGAAGGGUUAAAAAGUUAACUUAUCAUCUCAAAGAUACCUUCUUUUUCACAUACAAGUCAUAGAAGCCACAACAAGGUGACGUUCAAAGGUUCCACUUGAAUACCUUCAAGAUUGCAAGUUUUUGCACAUUCUUGUCUAGUAAUGCCACAAAGGAGGUAUUAUGGCUAAAAAGAUUAGAAACCCAUAAAAUGAGGGACCCCGAUUUGAUCAUUAAGUUGAAGAGGGGUAUGUGUUGUUGUUGUAUUUGUAAAAUAGGGUUUUCUUAGGGGUAUAGAUUACCAUUUUUUAAUUGUUUCUACAUUCUUUUAUCAUCAAAACCCCGAAAAAGAAAGAUUGUUGUUGGUUUUGGUUGAGUGAUCAGUUAUAUUAAAGGAGGCUUUGUCACCAUUAAAGCUGGGAAUUUUUUUUAGCAAUUUGUAGAGUCCUGGCUGUUGGCAGAAACCACCGCUGCCUCCACCACCGCAAUGGGGUGUAGAUGGACAACAUAUAAACUCUGUUUAGCUUGUUUCAUGCUUCUGAUUCUUCUUCACAGCUGUUCUUCACUGAAUCCAGAGGGUGUGGCCUUGUUGGAUUUUCGGGCAGGAGUGUCUUAUGAUCCAUAUGGCGCAUUCACAAGUUGGAAUCCCAGUGACCUUGACCCAUGCUCAUGGUCUAAUGUUCUUUGUGUUGAUGGUAAUGUUCAAGUCUUGGAUCUCAACGGGCUAUCUUUGGAAGGUGUAUUGGCACCUGAGAUUGGGAACCUUACUCAUUUGAGACAUCUUGUCCUCUCACAGAAUCAGUUCUCAGGAGCUAUUCCCAAAGAGCUUGGUGAGCUCACAAUGCUGGAGAUACUAGACUUGAGGGAUAAUAACUUCAGUGGAUUUAUUCCCUCAGAGCUAGGAAGAAUGCAUUCAUUAAAACGGUUGUUGCUGUGUAACAACAAUCUUGAAGGAUCCAUUCCCAUGGAGCUCAGGACUCUCAACUUUCUGUAUGAAAUGCAAUAUGAUGAAAAUCUUUUAUCCCUUGUUGCAGAUGGGAUCGGAUGUCUAAAUAGGAAAUUUGGACAUUGCAUCUGGCAGGGAGAUUUUAAACUUCUAAAGAAAGCUGAUCCUCUUCUAAUAUGGAUUAAAGAAACAGUUAAUAGUUACCUCAAAUUGUUCCAAUUUAUCAUGCAUGGAAAGUGCUCCUCACACAAUUGCCUUAACACUGAAAAAAGAGCUGAAUCAGAAGAAGAAGAAGAAGAAACAGAAGAUGUGAAACAGGAACAUGAUGGGAAUAUCGUACGCCGAAAACUAGCAGAACAAUCUCCAAAUCUAGCAGCUGCACCUUCUCCAAUUGACGGAUUUGGUCCCCCAAAAAUUAUAAAUCUCCCAAGUAGUAGAAGCAGCGGAUCAUUUCCUGCUGUACCAAAAGAAAAAAAAGAAGCUACACCUACACCUAUUAAUAUUAAUAAUAAUAAUAAUCCCCCACCAUCAUCACAUGGCCCCUUUAAAGACUCAACUCCUGAAAAUCAAAAUCAAAAUCAAGAAAGUGAAUCCAAUUCAAAUAUGUGGAAGAUUUUGGUCAUAAUAUUUUGCCUAAUCCUCGUGGUAAUCAUGUGCAUAACUCUUUGGUGCGUGUGUCGAAGUCGGGCAGUGAAGACAAUAGCUCCUUGGAGAAGUGGUAUCAGUGGCCAGUUGCAGAAAGCUUUUGUUACUGGUGUUCCAAAGCUAAACCGGAUGGAGCUAGAAACAGCAUGCGAGGAUUUCAGCAACAUUAUCGAGACAACAGAAGGUUACACUCUAUACAAAGGAACAUUAUCAAGUGGAGUCGAGAUUUGUGUUGCAUCAACCAGUAUGACGAGUCUCAAAGAUUGGUCAAAGCGUGCCGAAUUAGGCUUCCGUAAGAAGAUUGAUGCGUUGUCACGAGUGAAUCACAAAAACUUUGUUAAUGUUAUUGGUUAUUGUGAGGAGGAUGAACCUUUUGCUAGGAUGAUGGUGUUUGAGUAUGCUCCUAAUGGCUCACUCUCGGAGCAUCUACAUGUUAAAGAGCUUGAGCAUCUUGAUUGGCGUUCGAGGAUGAGGAUUAUUAUGGGAACGGCUUACUGUCUUGAGUACAUGCACGAAUUGAAUCCUCCCAUACCCCACUCAAACCUCAACUCCACAAUGAUCCGUUUGACCGAAGAUUAUGCACCCAAAGUUGCAGAGAUGAGUUUCUGGAGAGAUUUGAUGUCAAAAUCAAAAUUAUCAACAGCAGAUUCUGAAUCCGAGCAUUCUCAACUGCCACCACUGAUUGAUACGGAGACAAAUGUCUACUGUUUUGGCCUCUUAAUGCGCGAAAUCAUUUCUGGCAUCAAAGUACCUCUUCUACCUUCGCAGCAGGAAUAUCUGGAUGACAACACGGUUGAUCCAACGUUAAAAUCAUUUAAGCAAGAAGAAGUUGACAUCAUUUAUCAAGUUAUUGAAGAAUGCAUCCAACAAGAUCCUCGAAACAGACCAACAAUGAAACAAGUGGUUCAGAAGCUAAAGGGAGGCCUCGGGAUUUCACCCGAGCAAGCAGUGCCCAGACUUUCGCCUCUUUGGUGGGCUGAACUCGAGAUCUUAUCUGGAGAACCAGUGUAACGAAACAACAAUAUAAGUUAGAUUGAAAAGAAAAUGACCAUUUUACCCUCAGUUUUUGAGGAGUGAAGUUAGAUGGGGGAAACGCUUAUCAUCGAUGCCGUUGCUCGAUUUCAUUCGAUUCAUUUUUCGGGGACUUGUUUGUCGUGAAAUAAGAUAUGUAUAUGUCCUGUGUUAAGUGUCAAGUGUUUUCGUGGUGUGAUAUAUGUUGAAUAUGUAAAUUUGGGGAGAAGAAAACAUAGAGAAUAGCCAAAUAUCUUGUUUUAGGGAACGUUUGUGAAACACCUUUAUAGUAGACCCAAGGAACUAAUCAGUUAGUCAUCCAAUCAAAUUCAAUUUCCUUCA